This is a messenger RNA of Caenorhabditis sp. 36 PRJEB53466, 290 nucleotides long. NCBI's taxonomy places the organism in Eukaryota, Metazoa, Nematoda, Chromadorea, Rhabditida, Rhabditidae. The record is from the annotation of a GenBank genome assembly.
AUGUUGUGGUCCGUCGUUUCCCGUCGUUUGCUCGACAGUGACAUCUCCAAGUCAGGAUUCCAGGACGAUGACGAAGAGGUUGAACACAGUCAUAUGCCAAGAAGCCACGCUUCCCGAUACGAAGAGGUUGAUGAGAUGAGUGAAAAGGAUGAAUCUUCGGUGAGUUUUUGGGUCUUCAAAAAAAAACAUUGUUAUCUUUUCCUUUUCAGAAGAAAAGGAGUACAUCUUCUCAUCGCCAGCAUUACGAUGAUUUCGAAGAGCAUGAAAACAAAGUGCCACGAAAAAAGUAA